Messenger RNA from Prorocentrum cordatum, 659 nucleotides. The record is from the annotation of a GenBank genome assembly. NCBI's taxonomy places the organism in Eukaryota, Dinophyceae, Prorocentrales, Prorocentraceae.
CGAAGAUCCGGACCUCCGCCCACGGGCGCCCGAGGGCGCGCGCGCGCGCGAGGCGAGAGGCCGCGCGGUGCGCGCCGUGGACGCGGAUCAGACGGCGGAGGAGGAAACACCGAAGGACCUUGCCGUUCGAGCAAGGAGCGACGGCCAAGAGAGGGUCCAGAAGCGACCUUGCUGCAACGGCUCUGGAAGACUGACCGCCAGCGCCAGGCUGUUAUCACCUCGAACGAUCAUCACCUCCGCCGCAGGCCCUGGCCGGGGCGAAGCAGGAGAGGCAACUAAAAGACUCCCCGCGGUGUUGGGGGGAGGCCAGACAGGAAGCGCCUGCCUGGAGCGCCUGCCUGGGGAGGAGGAAGGGGGAAGAGGAGUGGCAAAGGAGGAGGACCAGGACCAGGACGAGGAGGCUGAGCUUGUUAUCCUUCACGACCAUGAGACGCAAACUUCGUCGCGGCCCAAGCUCACCAAUCCCCAGUCGGAGAGGGAGCCGAAAGGGGCACGCCGGCCGGAGGGGGCGGCCGCGCCGCGGCCGCGCUCGAGAAGCCGCCGCCCGGCCGGCCCUCGAGCGAAGUCAAGAAAGGGGCCCUCCAGCGCUCACCGCGCAGGGAAGGGCCCCACUCGAACAGGUUCCGAAAAAUAGACACACAUGUCCCAGGAUUCCCCCA